GAUAUCAGUUUAAUCGGAGAGGGAACGACGGGUUCCCCCCUCUUCAUCGCGUACGAACUCCGUCGCCGCCCGCAGCGAUUCCUCCUCCUCCCUCUGUUGAUCGUUGCUGGUGGAAUCGAGGAUGCAGAUCGAAGUACCCAAUAUAAAGAAAUGGAACGUGAUAUACCCGGUGUACAUCAACUCAAAGAAGACGGUCACCGAGGGCCGCAGGGUCGGUGCGACGAAGGCAUGCGAGAAUCCCACUUGCAUUGAGAUCGGUGACUGCUGUAGUUAUCUCAAGAUUCCAUUUGCCAUCGAGUUAGACAAGGCAUAUUCUCGGGACUUCAUGCAGAGAGGGAGGGUCAGAGUCCUGCUGAAAAGAGAAGAUGGGUCUCUCUGUAACACCGACAUUGGUUCAAAAAAGCAACUGAUGCUGAGGGUGGCGGAGUUAAUUCCGAAGCACCAUGGAAGGACUAAAAAGCAGGAGCCUGCGAACACUUCUACUGCAACAGUAGGACCUUCAAAAUCCGGAAAGGGAGGAAAGAAGAAAAGAUGAUCGUAUGCCAAUUACAGACGCAUCGCCUCUAGAAAGUUUGUCAUAAUGUCGGAAGAAUAUAAAAUUACCUCUGAAGCUAACUUUGGAGUGACAGAAAUCUUCGGUAACAUGACUUUGUCCACAUAUUCAUCCCGUUGCACUUUUGACUUUCAUCUUUUAUCUUUUUCCUGUCAUAUUAGAUUUUACUCAGAAUAUUUAGUGUAGUUGUUGUCGGCCCUUUUGAUUGCUUAACUCGUACCAAUUUAUGAACAA
This is a messenger RNA of Musa acuminata subsp. malaccensis (wild Malaysian banana), 787 nucleotides long. RefSeq names its product signal recognition particle 19 kDa protein. Gene Ontology annotation, cellular component: signal recognition particle, endoplasmic reticulum targeting. NCBI's taxonomy places the organism in Eukaryota, Viridiplantae, Streptophyta, Magnoliopsida, Zingiberales, Musaceae. Gene Ontology annotation, biological process: SRP-dependent cotranslational protein targeting to membrane, signal sequence recognition; SRP-dependent cotranslational protein targeting to membrane. The record is from RefSeq and is a predicted model, not a curated record. Gene Ontology annotation, molecular function: 7S RNA binding.